AUGACGAUCAACGAUUCUCACAUGGAGCCGCAGAGGUUCCAGUUCGGAACUCCCCUGUCUUCUGCGAGCCAUGCACUCCCCAACAAGUCCUUUUCACAGGAGCCCAUUGCGGUGGUUGGGAUGGCCUGUCGGCUGCCUGGCCACAGCAACUCCCCCAAAGAAUUAUGGGAUUUCUUGGAGCGUGGUGGCAUUGCGGCCAAUGAAGCCCCAGAAUCCCGUUUCAACCUCAAGGCACACCAUGAUGGAUCCAAGAAGCCCAAGACGAUGCGUUCCCCUGGCGGAAUGUUCAUCGAGGAUAUCGAUCCAAAGGUCUUCGAUGCUGGCUUUUUUGGUAUCUCUGGUGCAGAUGCACUCGCUAUGGAUCCUCAACAACGUCAGUUGUUGGAGGUGGUAUACGAGUGCAUUGAGAACUCCGGCACGCCCAUGGAGAGGCUACAUGGUGCCCCGAUCGCCUGCUUUGUAGGAUCAUACGGCGUUGAUUAUGGUGAUAUGCAAGCCCGGGACCCUGAGGACCGGGUCCCAGGUGUGACAAUCGGAGUGGGACGCGCCAUCCUCAGUAACCGAAUCAGCCAUUUCUUUAACUUCAAAGGCCCCAGUAUGACCAUCGAUACAGCCUGCUCGGGUAGUCUGGUAGGAGUCGAUGUGGCUUGUCGAUAUCUCCACACUGGAGAGGCAAACGGGGCAGUUAUUGCGGGUGCCAACCUGUAUCUCAGCCCUGAGCAUAAUACAGACAGCGGUGCUAUGAAGGGAGCGUCUUCCCUUACAGGAAAGUGCCACACAUUCGACGUCAAAGCGGACGGUUACAUCAAAGGCGAGGCCAUUAAUGCCGUCUAUUUAAAGCGUCUGAAGGAUGCUGUUUGGGACGGAGACCCCAUCCGCGCCGUGAUCCGGGGAACUGCGACAAAUAGUGAUGGUCGCACCCCCGGAAUUGCGAGUCCCAGUGCGGAAGCCCAGGCGUCGGCAAUCCGCGCGGCCUAUGCCAACGCAGGUAUCAGCGAUCUUAACCACACCGGGUAUUUGGAAUGCCAUGGAACCGGCACGCAGGCAGGAGAUCCCCAAGAAGUCAGGGCACUGUCGACCGUUUUUUCACCCUCCAGGAUCAACGACCAGCCUCUGAUUAUCGGAUCGAUCAAAAGCAACAUCGGUCAUUCAGAGCCAGCCGCAGGCAUUUCUGGUUUGAUCAAGGCAGUGCUGGCCAUCGAGCACGGAGUUAUUCCCGGGAACCCAACAUUUGUGACUCCGAAUCCUAAGAUCGACUUCAAGGGCCUCAACGUGCGGGCGACCCAGAACAAGAUUCCCUGGCCCCAAGCCCAGUUCAGACGCGCCAGUGUCAAUUCUUUCGGAUAUGGCGGCUCCAAUGCCCAUGUCAUUGUCGAAGAACCCUCGUGCUUGUUACCUGACUGGUCCGGUACACAUGUCUCCUCCCACCGGGCGCUCGCCGAGGACUUGUUUGGCGAUGACGAUGACAGCUCAUCGGCUGUGGGUAGACCGUUCACGCUUGUCUUUUCUGCCAACGACGAACCGUCCCUACGUGCAUACGUCAAGUCUUUGAGGAAGCAUAUGCUGAAUCCCAGUGUGAAGAUCACGUUGCCGGAUCUGUCGCACACACUCUCGGAACACAGGACGCGCCAUUUCCACCGCGGCUAUCUGGUCGCUCAAUCCACGACGUUGGAUGAAGCUGCCUUGGUGAUCGGUAAGCAGGCGGCGGAGGAGCCUCGGAUUGGGUUUAUCUUCACAGGACAGGGGGCCCAGUGGUCGCAGAUGGGCAAAGCCAUCGUGGAAAUAUUUCCUCGCGCGCGGGCAAUUCUUCAACAUUUGGACAGGAUUCUGCAAAGUAGUGCGGUUGCUCCGUCCUGGUCCUUGUUACGCGAACUUACCGAGCCUCGCAACCCGGAGCAGCUUCGACUACCUGAAUUCUCUCAGCCUAUUGUGACGGCUCUUCAGAUUGUCCUAGUCGAUAUUUUUCGCGAAUGGGGGGUGACCCCGUCCGCUGUGGUUGGGCAUUCGUCUGGGGAGAUUGCGGCCGCCUAUACCGCGGGCCUCGUGUCAAGAGAGAACGCUAUCAGAGCGGCUUUCUACCGAGGCCAGGCCGCGACUAUGCAAGGAGCUGAGUCCCAAGUUCCAGUUGGUAUGAUGGCCGUCGGUGUUGGCGCCGAAGUGGUGGCUCCCUAUCUCGAAGGUGUUGAGGAUGCCGUGCAGAUUGCCUGCUACAACGGCCCUAGCAGUGUGACCCUGUCCGGCACGACAGAGGGCCUGAAAAUUGUGCAGACUCGCCUGGGAGAAGACAAUGUUUUUUCGCGCAUGCUGCAGGUCAACCUUGCCUACCACUCAACCUUCAUGGAUGGGAUCAGCCAGGGUUAUAGCAGCUUGAUGGCCCAGGACUUUGUCCAUAAUUCAUUUAGACGCGACGAUGUAAGAAUGUUCUCGUCUGUGGUUGGCAAGGAAAUGACCGACGCUGCCGAUGCUGCAUACUGGAGGAGUAACAUGGUGCGCCCAGUUCGCUUCGACACGGCUGUGGAGCAAAUGAUCACCGCAGAAUCCGGGCCAAAUUUCCUGAUCGAAAUCGGACCUAGCGGUGCAUUAGCUGGCCCUGUCUCUCAGACCUUGAAGAAGCUCUCGUCAGCCGCCCAAUACUGCACCGCCAUGUCCCGCGGUGCUGCGGCGAUCCGUGUGAACCAUGUGGAAGGGAUGAAACCCCAGAUUAUCAUCGAUCUCCCGAACUAUGCAUGGAAUCACUCGACAGAAUACUGGUAUGAAAGCGAGGCGAGCAAGGACUGGAGAAAUAGACUUUUCACCCACCAUGACCUCCUAGGAAGCAAGAUUCUGGGAAGCCCAUGGCAUUCGCCCUCGUUCUCGAAGUUACUGAAGGUGGAGGACCUGCCAUGGCUGACCGACCACAAGAUGGGACCUGAUACUGUGUUCCCAGCCGCCGGAUUUAUGGCCAUGGCGAUGGAGGCAAUCUUCCAGCGUUCUGAAGCAUUGACUAUCCUCGAGGACGCGACGAAGAUCGAGAAGCCACGAUACCGACUUCGAAAUGUCGCGUUCAAUAAGGCACUUGUCCUGAACGAUAGCGGUGAGCCGACCAAGGUCAACCUGAGCUUGAGCGCUCACCCUGGCUUCAAGGAGAGCUGGCACGAAUUCAGGGUCUCAUCACUAGCGGGUUCGACCUGGACGGAGCAUUGUCGCGGGUUGGUUCGAAUUGAAGAGGAUGUACAACAAGUCGCAUCGGCCGACGCAAUUCGGCCACUCGUGUACCCUGUUGACGGCCAGGUGUGGUACAAGGCAAUGUCUGAUGCAGGAUACAACUUCGGCGCCAGCUUCCAAAAGCAGCUUCAGGUCGAGGUCAUAUCCGGAAAACGUUCCAGCCGAUCUUUGGUGUCUCUCGAGGCACCAGACUCGGCCUAUCAGCAGUCAGUAUAUCCCAUGCACCCAGCGUGUAUUGAUGGAUGUCUCCAAACCUGUGCUCCGUCCCUCUGGAAGGGUAACCGCAAUGAUGUGAACGCAGUCCUGGUACCUGCCAUCAUUGACGAUCUUACAAUCACCUCGAGCCGAGCGGCGAGCGGUGUGUCAUGCUCUACUGCCAAGUUUGUGGGCCUUGGUCGCCCAGAAGAGACCAAGAACUAUAUGUCUGAUGCCACUGUCUAUGAUCCAAAGACAGGAAAUCUGCUGUUCCGCUUAGCAGGCCUUCGUUAUCACAAGAUCGAUACUGGCUCGAGUCCUUAUGAUGCGCAUACAUACAGCUCUCUCGUCUGGAAGCCGGAUAUCACACUCUUGUCAUCGGAUCAAUUGGCAAAAUUAUCUUCCAGCGAAGAAGAUAUCCAUGAUCCCGCUUUGCGAGUUGUAAGCGAAGUUCUCACUCUGGCGGCUCAUAAGAAGCCCAAUUUGCGGGUCAUGGAGUUGAACAUGGUUGCCGGUCAGAAUGACAGUUUGUGGCUAGAGACGGUUGCACGCCAUGAAAUGAUUCGCAAAUCUUAUCGUCAUUUCGCUUACUAUCUGGAUGACCCCAGUGGGCUUGUCGAAGCUGGAGCAAAGUAUGCGGAAUCAGACACCACAGAGAUUGCCCUGCUCGAUCUCACCCACUUGGUUAUGGAGGAGCAGUUUGACUUGGUGAUCGUUCGCCUGUCUCCGUCCGCUGAGAAUGUACAAGGCCUGUCUCAAAAGGUACGCGCGAUUGUCAAGGACUCAGGACAGGUCCUCUUUCUCCGCCAGAAACUCGCACCCGCAAAUCCCGAUCUUGUUGUCAAUGGCGAAGCGCGUGACUUUGACCUCGGUUUCAGUUUCGCCGACACUCGGCAUCUGGCAUUCGGUGAAAGUAGCGCCUUUGGCAGCAUGUAUCUGAGUAGUGUUCGAGACGUCCCCAACAACAGUCGCGAUGUCGCGUUGUUCCAUUUCACGAAGCCCAGCCCAGCUGCUCUGAAGGCUAUCACGGCUCUCCAAAGUCGUGGGUGGUCGUUUCAGGCUUUCGAAUCGAGUCCAGAGCCAGAUUCCAUCGCAGCGAGUCGGGUUUUAGUGUUAGAUGAACUGGACACAUCUCUCUUUCCCAACCUCAACUCGGACCAUUGGGACUCGCUCAAGAAACUGCUUUCCAGUGACAAACGCGUUUUGUGGGUAACGAAAGGGUCCCAGUUAGCCAUUGCAGACCCGGAAAAGGCAAUGAUUCACGGCCUGGGACGAACAGUGCGCUCUGAAGACCCCACUAUCAGCCUGACAACAUUGGAUGUGUCCAGUUCGUCUACCGAUGUCAUUAUUGACUCCAUCGAUGCGGUCCUGCAACAACUGGCGGGAGAUGCACCGAUCCACAACGUCGAGAGUGAGUUCGCCGAACUAGACGGUAUCAUUCACGUUGGGCGCAUCCUGCCAGAUGCUCUUGUGAACAACGCGGAGAACGAGGACAAAAAUGGGAGGGCUCUAGUAACACACUCAUUGCACGACUGCACUACCAUGGUUCGCCUUCAGUGCGAGCGAACUGGCACGAUCGACUCGCUGGUCUAUACCGAGGUUGCACCUGUCGAGCUGCCUCUUAGGGACAACUGUGUAGAGGUCGAGCUUGAGGCUGCCGGACUAAACUUCAAGGAUGUCGCCAUCACCAUGGGAAUCAUUCCUGAAAACGAACAUUUGCUUGGGCUUGAGGGUGCUGGCACCGUUCGUCGUGUUGGAAAGUCCGUGGACACGUACAAGAUCGGCCAGCGCGUGCUGGUCUUCGAGCGAGGCACUUUUGGCAACCGCAUCCACGCCACCACCGAGCGAGUUCACGCCAUUCCGGAUUCGAUGACCUACGAGGAGGCUUCAACGCUAGCUAGCGUGUAUCUGACUGCUCUAUACAGCCUCUAUGAUUUAGCCAACCUUCAGUCGGGCCAUCGAGUUCUUAUCCACUCCGCAACAGGUGGGCUAGGGAUGGCGUCGAUCCAAAUCUGCCAACAUAUCGGCGCAGAGGUCUUUGCCUCGGUCGGAAAUCAAGAGAAGCGGGACUUUCUGACGGAAAAGUUCAACAUUCCUGCGGAUCAUAUCUUUAGCUCGCGCGACAUCUCUUUCGCUUCAGAGCUAAUGCGGGUGACCGAUGGAUAUGGUGUGGAUGUGAUUCUUAACUCGUUGACCGGGGAUCUACUCGACGAGUCUUGGAGAUGCAUUGCUAAUGGCGGAACGAUGGUCGAGCUGGGCAAGAGGGACAUGCUCGACCGUAACACCCUCAGCAUGGAGCCCUUUGGCCGCAAUGCAUCGUAUCGGUGCUUUGACAUGUCACACAAGCAUGUUUCAGACACACUGAUCGGUCGACUCCUAAAGCAGCUGUUUGAGCUUCUGGAUGCAGGUCACGUCAAGCCGAUCGCUCCUAUUACCGUAUUUCCCUUUGAGGAUAUCCCUUCCGCCUUCCGGUACAUGCGGUCGGCGAACCAUAUCGGAAAGAUCGUUAUCUCGAAUACCGACAAAGAAAACAAAGUCAUUGAGGUUCCAGUGCGUCCCAGUCCAAAGUCGGUGGUGCUUCGUGACGACGUAUCCUACUUGAUUGUUGGUGGCUUGAAGGGACUUUGCGGAAGUCUCGCGAUUUCACUCGCCCGUGCUGGGGCGAAGAAUCUCACCAUCAUGUCUCGCAGUGGCUAUGCAGAUGAUGCAUCCCAACGGAUCAUCCAGAACCUCCAAGCCUUGGGUUGCGUUCUCGCCUUAGUCAAAGGCGACGUCUCCGUCGAGAGAGACGUCCGACGUGCAGUGAAGGAUUCAAAAGCGCCCGUAGCAGGCGUCAUUCAGGGAGCCAUGGUCCUUCGCGAUAAGGUCUUCACCUCCAUGACUAUCGAGGAGUACCAUCAAGCCGUCACCUGCAAGGUCCAGGGCACGUGGAAUCUACAUAAUGUUCUCCAGGAAGAGCAUCUCCAGGUGGACUUCUUCACCAUGCUCUCCAGUGUCUCCGGGGUGGUGGGUCAGAAGGGCCAAGCCAAUUACGCAGCGGCCAACGCGUUCUUGGAUGCUUUUGCCACCUACCGACAACGACUUGGGCUUGCGGCCAACUCAGUUGACUUAGGUGCCAUCCAGGAUGUCGGAUAUAUGAGCCAGCACGCCGACCUCCUGGCUGCAUUGGAAUCAGCAGCUUGGACCCCGAUCAACGAGGCGUUGUUCCUCAAGAUCGUGAAAUUCUCACUGCGUCAGCAGCUGGAUACGAUCAACCCAGACAGCGCCGCGCAGCUCAUCACGAGCAUUGCGGUUCCCCAGAGUGAAUCCUCACCAUUGCUGCGGGACGCACGAUUCAGCACCCUUUGCUUCCGUGACGGGACUAAUCAAGGCGCAGGCGAUGCGGCCCAGGACGGAUCAAAGGAGAUCAAGGCGCUUACGCUGUUGGUAAAGAACCAAGCGGAAUUGGGCGUAGUGCAGCAGGCGGUGAUUGACGUUGCAACGCGUCAAUUCACAUCGAUGUUGCGUUUGAGUCAGCCGAUGGAGGCAGCUAAAUCACUGGACAGCUACGGACUGGACUCAUUGGCGGCGGUGGAGUUCCGGAAUUGGUUGCGAUUGGAGCUGAAGGUUGAAGUGACGACCCUAGAGAUCACCAGUGCGGCAUCCCUGAUGGCGCUGUGUGAGAGAAUCGCGUCGCGGUUGCUGGGAUAA
Penicillium chermesinum is the source of this 7089-nucleotide messenger RNA. It is a transcript of the gene fma-PKS, whose product is annotated as polyketide synthase fmaB. NCBI's taxonomy places the organism in Eukaryota, Fungi, Ascomycota, Eurotiomycetes, Eurotiales, Aspergillaceae. The coding region runs from base 1 to 7089 and encodes 2362 amino acids. The record is from RefSeq and is a predicted model, not a curated record. Gene Ontology annotation, biological process: secondary metabolite biosynthetic process; fatty acid biosynthetic process. The transcript has 13 exons. Gene Ontology annotation, molecular function: fatty acid synthase activity; phosphopantetheine binding; oxidoreductase activity.